Manis javanica (Malayan pangolin) is the source of this 3304-nucleotide messenger RNA. RefSeq names its product exonuclease 3'-5' domain containing 2 (gene EXD2). Gene Ontology annotation, molecular function: 3'-5' exonuclease activity; nucleic acid binding. The record is from RefSeq and is a predicted model, not a curated record. Gene Ontology annotation, biological process: nucleobase-containing compound metabolic process. Gene Ontology annotation, cellular component: cytoplasm; nucleus. NCBI's taxonomy places the organism in Eukaryota, Metazoa, Chordata, Mammalia, Pholidota, Manidae.
UGUGCGGGGGCGACUGACUGUGCGGACCCCGUCGUUCCGAGCGACUUAGCCCUGCCUCUUUCCCCAUCCCCGCGCGGCCUCUGCGCUCCCCUCGCCCGAGGCGGGAGCGGUUCAGCCCCCAGGUUGUGGCAUUAAUGAUAUGCUUUCCUAAACAGAAAAGUUGAAGAUGUCUAGACACUUAGUGGCUUUGACAGUGACCGCCCUUCUUGGCGUGGCUGUCGGGGGGUUUGUCCUGUGGAAAGGUAUCUGGCACCGGAGAAGUAAAUCGAGCCGUGUGAUCCAGCGGUGGCACCAGCAGAAAGCACCAGGCAGGAGAGAGCUGCCCGCCGUGGACAAGGACGAGGUGCACUCCAGUGCCCCCAGAGCCUCGUGGGAGGAGAGGAUCCUUAAAGCAAAGGUGGUGACUGUGUCUCAGGAGGCAGAGUGGGAUCAAAUCGAGCCCUUCCUUAGGAGUGAGUUGGAAGAUUUUCCAGUACUUGGAAUUGACUGUGAGUGGGUGAAUUUGAAAGGCAAAGCCAGUCCUCUGUCACUCCUUCAAAUGGCCUCCCCAAGUGGCUUCUGUGUCUUGGUUCGCUUGCCCAAGAUGAUCUGUGGAGGAAAACCACUACCAAAAACGUUGUUGGACAUUUUGGCAGAUGGCACUAUUUUAAAAGUUGGGGUUGGAUGUUCAGAAGAUGCCAGCAAGCUCCUGCAGGAUUAUGGCCUCAUUGUUAAGGGGUGCCUGGACCUCCGAUACCUAGCUGUGAGGCAGAGAAAGAAUUUGCUCUGUAAUGGGCUUAGCCUGAAAUCACUCUCUGAGACUAUUUUGAACUUUCCCCUUGACAAGUCCCUUCUACUUCGGUGCAGCAACUGGAAUGCCGAGAACCUUACUGAGGACCAGGUAAUUUAUGCUGCCAGGGAUGCCCAGAUUUCAGUGGCUCUCUUUCUCCAUCUUCUUGGAUACCCUUUCUCUAGGAAUUCAGCUCUAGAAGAAAAAAAUGACUGUGUUGGCUGGAGAAAAGUCCUGGAGAAAUGCCAGGAUGUGGUAGACAUCCCAUUCCGAAGCAAAGGAAUUAGCAGACUGGGGGAAGAGGUUAAUGGGGAAGCGACAGACUCUCAGCAGAAGCCAAGAAGUAAGAAGUCUAAUAUUGAUGGAAUGAUGCCAGGCAACCACCAAGGGAGAGACCCUAGAAAACAUAAAAGAAAGCCCCUAGGGGUGGGCUAUUCUGCCAGAAAAUCACCCCUCUAUGAUAACUGCUUUCUCCAUGCUCCUGAUGGACAGCCCCUCUGCACUUGUGACCGAAGGAAAGCUCAGUGGUACCUGGACAAAGGCAUUGGAGAGCUGGUGAGUGAAGAGCCUUUUGUGGUCAGGCUACAGUUUGAACCUGCAGGAAGACCUGACUCCCCAGGAGACUACUACUUGAUGGUUAAGGAGAACCUGUGUGUAGUGUGUGGCAAGAAAGACUCCUAUAUUCGGAAGAAUGUGAUUCCACAUGAGUACCGGAAGCACUUCCCCAUUGAGAUGAAAGACCACAACUCCCACGAUGUGCUGCUGCUCUGCACCUCCUGCCAUGCCAUCUCCAACUACUACGACAACCAUUUGAAGCAGCAGCUGGCCAAGGAGUUCCAGGCCCCCAUUGGCUCUGAGGAGGGCUUGCGCCUGCUGGAAGAUCCUGAGCGCCGGCAGGUUCGCUCUGGGGCCAGGGCCCUGCUCAGUGCAGAGAGCCUACCUGCUCAUCGAAAGGAGGAGCUGCUGCAAGCACUCAGAGAGUUUUAUAAUACAGACACGGUCACGGAUGAGAUGCUUCAAGAGGCUGCCAGCCUGGAGACCAGGAUUUCCAAUGAAAAUUACAUUCCUCAUGGGCUGAAGGUGGUGCAGCGCCACAGCCAGGGCGGGCUGUGCUCCCUCAUGCAGCUGGAGAGCCGCUGGCGUCAGCACUUCCUGGACUCCAUGCAGCCCAGGUACCUGCCCCAGCAGUGGUCAGUGGACCACAACCAUCAGAAGCUGCUCCGGAAGUAUGGUGAAGACCUUCCCAUCCAGCUGUCAUGAUAACUGCUUCCCUCCCAGGUUAGGACAGCUGGGAAGCUGAGCCAGGGUUGAAAAGUAGCCCUUUCCUGUGUUAAUACAUCUUUACUUGUCACAGCCUAGCGAUACAACUCAGAAUACUAACCCCUGCUGGUCUCACGGUGCUUCUGGUGGUGCAGGCUGUCGUUUUCAGGGGAGCUGAUGGCUGAAUUUUAAUGGGGCACAGUAAGAAAUCUUUUUUUCCUCCCUCUUAUUUUUGUGGACAAGGGGGACCUUGGCCUCUGUUUUACUCUCCGUCCUCUGUUUUCCUGUGCAGACGGCAAAUGAAGGCUUCUUCCUCAAGUGGUUUGUCCAGACUCUCAGGUUUUUAAUAGAUUUCUUCCUUGUCCAGUAUAUUGGUGUAUCUCAAACAGGGGCAGCCAAGGAUUUCAGUCCUGUCAGGUUUAGAGGGGAGAAUAAGUUUUUCCAGAGGUUGGAGAGGUGAACAAGGGGUCAGAUUGAUUUUCCCAGUUCAGCCUCACCUAUUCUUUGACUUAGUGCUCUCCUACCAUUCACCUGGCUGGGAUUCAUCCCACCUGGGUCCCUUGAGUUUAUUUCACAGACUUGAGAACGCCCUCCCUUUACAUGUCCAGGACCAAAGCAGCAACUUCCUGCCGUAUGCUUCCACCCAAACGCCGGAGGGAACCUUUUUCUGGAAAUAGACCCGUUCAGCUGGGUUGGGCCGAGAGAAGCACAAGCCCCAUCUCCAAGGAACAUUGAUAGUGUACUCAGCUUUCCCUUUCAUGUUGUUUGUUGUCUGCUUGUUGCAGUCCUCUUGCCCAGGGCUGCAAGGUUUUUAGCUCAGUCGCUUUCUGAGAGCAAGAUUAUUUUCUCUCAGAAUCAGUAUUGGGACUCCUCAGGGUGCUGUGUUCCAUCCGACUGGCAAUACUGGCCUCUUUUAAACACUUCUCUGCUGGAGUCAUUUGGUCAGGUUGCAAUGAGUGGAUUUCUCCAUAUCCUCUCAUGCCUGGGACACUGAUUAGUUAAUAUGUUUAGAAGCCCCAAAUGGUGGUGUUACAUCUUUCAAAAUGUGAGGCCACCACUUUGAGCACAAAAUCAACUUAUUAAUGAUUAGUAUUUUUUCUAAAAUUAGGAAAACUUUUUACUAUACAAGAUCUUAACAAGCUUAAAAAAUGAUUUUUUUAACAAUUUUUUUUUUUUGUCCAGAAUUCAACAUGAGCUCUGUUUUGAAAUUUUGCCCAAGUUGGUGAUGGUUGCUCUAACACUGAUAAAUAAAACUACUUCUAAGCACAAAGCUCA